ACAAUGCCCUAGAUACGGUCGAUUAACUACGCUGAUUGAGCUACCUCUGCUGAUGUUUCGCCAAUUGCUUUCCUAUUUGGAAGUUGAUAGUUAAUGAAAUGUGCUGUAAUUGGUUUUUGGUAGCCUAACUCAGAAUGCGGAGAUCUACGAAACUAGCAAUUCUAAUAAUUGUGACAAUCGCUUUAGAAAAUGCAUUUAUGGCUGGGAAAUGUGGUUGCUGUAUAUAGACAUGUUAUGAACCAGUGUCAAAAUUUCUCUUAGGAUCAGCACUUGGUUCUUCAAUUAUGCUGAACCUUCCGUUUCGUCAAUACCAGGUCUAUUUUAUCUGCACACAGAGCCAAUUGUUUGACAAAGGACAGGUGUGGAGAUGCUUGUCUUCAAAGAUGGCAUUCUUGGACCUUAAAGAUCUGUUUGUUUGCUCAGUGCUCAUCUAUUAUUUUCGUGUGUUUGAAAAGAGAUUUGGAUCAAAGAAUUUUGCGGGUCAUCUGCUAGGGUCAGCUCUCCUGUCCACCCUGCUGGAGGUACUGGUCAUGUGUGGAUGUCGUCACUUGGACAUACGUCUUGAUCCCUUACCUUCAGGACCGUUGUGUUUUAUCUACCCGCUGUUUGUGCCGUUCUACUGUGACAUACCGCGUGUGCCCCUGUCCCAUCUCUGGGGCAUACCGAUGACCGGCAAGUCCAUCUGCUACAUACUUGGUCUACAGGCAGCCAGCACGUCACCAGAAUCCAUUAUUGUUGCGCUAUGUGGAUUGACAGGAGGCCUGUUAUGGCGGUUGAAUUUCUUAAAAAUUCAAAGUCUCGUUCGAGUCCCUAAGUUUAUUGCGACAUUCUGUAGUGCAACCAUUGGGAGAUUGUUUGGUGUGGAGCGAGGAAUUGUACAGGAUACGUCCCAUAUUGGGGCAACUAGAGAGUUCCAGAGACAGGAAGCGAUGGAGAGACUAGAGCAGCAGAUGUUGUGGAGGAGUCUGCAGCAGAACAACGUGCGGCCACAAGUGCAGAACCUAGUCAAUGGUCCAGGCAUAUUUGGAAUGGGUAACAACAACAUGGCUGACGGGUUGAGAAAUAGGUUUCAUGAGCCAGUGGUUGAGGAGCCGGUGGAGGUCUCAGAGGAGCAGGUCCAGCAGCUUGUAGAGAUGGGCUUCCACCAGGAGCAGGUGCGCAACGCCCUUCAGCAGGCCAACAAUGACAUCACCACGGCAACCAGCAUACUGCUGCACCACACAUAGCAACCAGCAUACCUAGCAACCAACAAGCAUAGCAACCAAAUUACAUUACAACCAUUUUACCUAGCAACCAGAACACUGCAGCAGGCCAACAAUCACAUCACCACUGCAAUCAGCAUUAUGCUUCACCACACAAAGCAACUAGCAACGGGUGCAAUAAGCAACCAGGAUCCUGCUACUCAACAAAUAGCAAUUAGUACACCAAGAAACAAGUAGACCUUUCAACCAAAGCUGCAAUAGGCCAAAUUGACAUCACUAUCGAAACCUAAAUACUGAUGCAGAACACAUAGCAACCGGCAUAUAAACAACAAGCAACCUGAUUUUGAAACCACCAGCAAACCGCUACAGGCAUAAAGGCUAACAUCAUGGCAACCAGCAUACUGCUGCACCAAACAUAGCAAUCAGCUUGCUUAGCAAACAACAUACCUAGUCAUCAGCAUGUUGCUUUCCCAAGCAUAGCAACAGAAAAACCUAGCAACCAGCAUACUUAUCAACCACCCAAUUUCUAUUCUUCAGAAACAACCAGCCUCCCUUUAAAUCAUUGAACUGCUGCUCAACACAUAUCAACCAGUAAACUUAGCAACCACCAUGGUGCAACUCCUCACACAGCAACCAAUAUACGUAGCAACCAGUGUACUUCUAUGCCACACAACAACAAGCAUACCUAGUAACCAAUAAUUCUAAGCCACACGCAGCAACCAGAAUACAUAAAUACAAGCCAAUUACUACUCCAGGCAUAGCAAUCGGCAUACCUAGAAACCCAUGCACUGCUGCACCACAAAUAGCAACAUGCAUACUUAGCAACCAUAAUACUUUUACUUGUUACAUAUCAGCAAGUGUACCUUCCAACCUUCAUGCUGCUACUCUACACAUAGCAACCAGCAAACCUAGCAACCAGCAUACUGCUGCUUCUCUACAUAUACAGUAGCAACCAGCAUACCUAGCAACCAGCAUACUGCUGCUUCUCUACAUAUAGCAACCAGCAUACAUAGCAACCAGCAUGCCUAGCAACCAGCAUACUGCUGCUCUACACAUAGCAACCAGCAUACUUUGCAAUGAGUGUCCUACUCCAAAUAAAAAAGUGGAAUACUGCAUCAGAGUACUUCUGUAUGAAACAUAGCAACACAUAGAAACCAGUUUCGUCCUCCACUUCACAUCACAACCAUAGUAUUUUCAUAUCAAAUAUCGAAAGUGCUUGAGGCAAAGUCUGGUUGUUUCUGUGAAACAACAAUAAACAAGUUACAACGUGGAAAAGAUUUGUUUGUGAAAAAUGUGACAGGUAUCAACACUUGGUCAGGCCCCCCAUGACCCAAUUUAUACCUUUUUACUGAUGAGCACAAAUUGUGUUAGAUGUGUGGUGUAGUUUUUGAAUAGUUAAACACAACGAGGCCUUGAUGAUGCUUGGUUUUCAUGGAAACUAUUAUGUUAAGUUGGCAAUACUGGGCAAGCACAUUGUGAAAACUACUCACAAUAUACAAGUGCAAAUUACCAUGUUAUAUUUUCAGUGACUGAUUUGUUAAAUUUGCUAGAGGGAUUAUUAAACUCGUGUUUUUGGUGAGUGCAAGUAACAUUAGGCAAACACUGAUGAUUUCUACCAGAUAUUCCCUAAAAUGCAGUUGGAUAAACCCUUUCCCUCUCAGAAGCAAAGUGAAAAUGGUUAUGUGCAAACAGCAUAAAACCAGAACAGCCUGUGAGUAACUCGCAGUCUGUUCAGUUUUUUAUGCUGUUUGCUGUUCAUCAGUAUCUUACGGUUAAAAAUGAAUCCUUUAAAUUUUGAAAUCAGUAAUAAAGGUAUUUUUUUAAGUUUAACUUUCUAUAGGACUACAAAUGUGUCAAAAAACAUGUCUUAGUGGUAAAGGCUUCAUCUGCAAACCUUAGAUACUGAUGAGCAGCAAACAGCAAAAAACCUUCACAGACUGCGAGUUACUCGUUAUUUUCACCUUGCGGGAAAAGGGUUAAAGCAAAAUAAUUACAUACAUUACAUACAUACUUAAAUCUUGUUAUAAUAUGUUCUUUGCACCGAAUUAUGUUCUAUGUUAUUUGUUCCUUUUUAGCUUGACUAUUAUAUAUAAAAUAUAUAUAGUGGAGCUAUCCUACUCACCCCGGCAUUAAUGUCUGCGUUAGCGUCUGCAUUAGCGUUAGCGCUAGCGUGCAAAUGUUAAAGUUUUCGUACUACCCCAAAUUUUUCUUUGUCCCUAGACAUAUUGCUUUCAUAUUUUGCAUACUUGUUUACCAACAUGAUCCCAACCUAUAAACAAGAGCAGACAACUCUAUCAAGCAUUUUGUCAUAAUUAUGGCCCCUUUUCCACUUAGAAUAUGCAGCAAAUGUUUAAGUUUGCGUACUACCCCAACUAUUUUCAAUGUCCCUUAACAUAUUGCUUUCAUAUUUUGCAUACUUGUUUACCAUCUUGACCCCAACCUACAAACAAGAGCAGACAACUGUAUCAAGCAUUUUGACAGAAUUAUGGCCCCUUUUAUACUUAGAAUAUGCAUAUUAUUGAUAAAUCUAUGUUGAAGUUUGCGUACUACCCCAAAUAUUUCCUGUGUCCCUUGACAUAUUGCUUUCAUAUUUUGCAUACUUGUUUACCAUCAUGACACCAACCUAUAAACAAGAGCAGACAACUGUAUCAAGCAUUUUGACAGAAUUAUUGCCCCUUUAAUACCCCCCCCCCCCCCCCCCCCCCCCCCCCCGAAUAGUCAAGCGCGCUGUCCUCUGACAGCUCUUGUUGGUAUAGAACUCAAGUCAUGCAUAUGAAGCUGACACUUGUUAUGCAUGCAUACUCAAAUAAAUAAUCAUUUAUGAUGUUUACUCACAAAUAUGAUUUUCAUAAUUGUAAGACCUUUUAAAUUAUACUAGAUCUUUGUUAUUGUACUUUUUGUUAACGAAACCAUGUUUAAAAACAUAGAAUAAUAAUUAUCCAAGUUUAAAACAUUCAAAAUGUAAUAAUUUUAAUUUGUUGUUAUCAUGUAAUUUUGUCUUAAUUGUACACACUUUUCACAUAAUGAUAAAGCAUAUGCAUGUUUUUUUACCUUUUUAGUAUCCCCCGCCAUAGGCGGAGGGAUAUUUUUUUGGCGUUGUCCGUCCUUCUGUCUUUCCAUCCGUCCGGCCGGCACUUUUGUGUCCGGAGCCAUAUCUUUGAAGCGCUUCGGUGGAUUUCGUUGAAACUUGGUAUGAGUAUAUAUAUGGAUAAGGCGCUGAUGCAUGCCAAAUGGCAUUGUACACCAUCUGUUAAUAACUGAGUUAUGGCCCUUUGUAUCUUAAAAAAUGAUGCUUUUUUAGCUGAGUUUCAAAUAUAACACUUUUGUGUCAAGAAGCAUAUUGGCAGGGGAUAUCAAUUCAACAAAUUUGCUUGUUUAUAUGUAUAUGUAUAAUGUGUUUAUGUGUUUUUGAAGAAAAGUUAAGACUAUUCUGUUACUUUUGUCAAGUUAAUUACUCAUGAACUACAAAUGAACACUUUCCAUUUUAACCUAAAUGGUAUUAUGUGUUUGGUCACAAAAAAUAAAAAAAACCUCUAUAUAUGAUUUUCUUGAAGAUUUGUAUCUCGUAUUUUAUGACUGGUUUUGCUUUUGUUGAAAUUCAACAUGUUAUGUUCUGUUGGGAUGUAUAUAGCACUUUGCCCAUCCAUCAGAUUAUUCAAAUUUAACCCCAAAUAACAUUCUUUGUAUAACAUCGAUAAUGCUUUAUACAAAGCUUUGAUGCUUGCACUUGCUUGAUGAUGUCUUUGAACACUAUCAACACCUGCAUGACCCAUGCAUCAUUUUGACCUUGAGAUUUACUUACUUUUGGACCCAUCGUAGAAAGUACACGUCUUUGAUUAACCCCAAUACAGUGAUUUUUCUGCAUACAAAGCUGUGAUACUUGCAUGGUUGCUGCCAUUGAACACUGUCAGCACACCCACAUCACUUGACCUCAUGUUAAAUAUGAUAUUAACCUACUUUUGGACUUACGUACAGAGGCGUUGAUACUUGCAUGGAUGGUUCCUUUUAACACUAUCAGCACAUCCACGUUACUUGACCUCCUCAUUUUGGCCUUUACAUUGAUUUGCUUUUGGACUUUUCAUACAAAGCUUUUACACUGGCAUGGAUGGCAUAUUUGAGCUCUAUCAGCUUACUCAUAUCCACUGACCUCAUUUUGACCUUGACCUACUUCGGGAAAAAGACCCAGAAUAAAGUGUUUCAUCUAACAUCAAUACUGCAUGCUGAAAAGCUUUGAUACUUUUUCAGAGUAACCACAUUGACCAGCUGCUGAACAUCAAUGCUACAUGCCAAAAAGCUUUGAUACUUCAAUAAAAAAUUCAGCCGACUAACAUCACUUGACCUUCUAUGGAUCUUGACUGUGACCUAAUUCUUAUACUUUUCCAAAUGGGCUUAUGAAUCAAAGCUGACAAGACGUCAAAUGGGUCACCAGCGUUUAUUGAACACAGCAACUUGUUUUAACAUUAAACACACGUUUUUAUGCACCAGAUGAAAAUUGCUGUAACAACUGUAGUUAUUUAUGAGAGUUUUUACUUGAAGAAAUGUUAGGUAUGAGUACUUUUGGUAAAGUACCUACAUGUGUUCAUACACAACUGAUGAAAUCAAAACGAAUUAAUACAGUGUUUUACUGUGA
Messenger RNA from Dreissena polymorpha, 5832 nucleotides. RefSeq names its product ubiquitin-associated domain-containing protein 2-like. The transcript has 9 exons. The record is from RefSeq and is a predicted model, not a curated record. Gene Ontology annotation, molecular function: protein binding; serine-type endopeptidase activity. NCBI's taxonomy places the organism in Eukaryota, Metazoa, Mollusca, Bivalvia, Myida, Dreissenidae. Bases 285 to 1226 code for a protein of 313 amino acids.